Schizophyllum commune H4-8 is the source of this 981-nucleotide messenger RNA. RefSeq lists its product as uncharacterized. Bases 1 to 981 code for a protein of 326 amino acids. The transcript is spliced from 8 exons. Lineage: Eukaryota; Fungi; Basidiomycota; Agaricomycetes; Agaricales; Schizophyllaceae. The record is from RefSeq and is a predicted model, not a curated record.
AUGCGAUCCCGAGCAAUCGACAUCUUCCUGUUACUCACGCCAUGGCAAACCGACGGCAGCGGGGACAAACUUCUCAAAGUCCCUCUCCGCUCGCGUAUUUACCACCCGCGUUCUCACCAGUCCCAGCUUGACAUCCUGCUUAGCUCGUCUCGCGGAAUCGGAACUCCACGAAGACAUACCUCUCGGUCCAUCGAGCGGGAUGAUUCGGCGUCGAAGAUGUUCGCGAAGCGAGACAUCAACAUCCGAAGGAGCGCGUCGAGGCCCGCGCUUGGGAGUCUGUUCAUCAAAAGCUCGUUCUAUCGCAUUCUCCUCCUCCUCAUCGCCGCAUUCCACCUUCCGCCGGACCUCCCCGUGCGCAGCGCGCGCUUCCCGACCGCAGAUACGAAGUUCAUUCGCCGAGGGAGACUCGAGCAACGAGUAUAUGGAUUGUCAUUUGCGGGUCAGGUAGAUACGGUCACUGACGUGGUCGGAGAGCAAGUCCACACCACGAGGCAAAUAGUGCUGGGUCCACGAGUAGCGGCUGGAAGCGCCGCAUGCUUCGUUCAUUUGGAUAGCACACCCUCAGCCACAUGUAUCACUCUCACCACACCCCACCUCCCGCGAGCCGUCUUCGCGCGCCCUGCUCGCAUCGCCGACGAGUUGCCCUUCGUCCCCGGCAGAACACGAGGAGCGGUCCCGGUGUGGGGUAUCCAUAUCGCCGUCCGGAGUCGUCGAGAUGACGUCGAGCGAAAGUCGCUUUUGACAGGAGAUGGGACUCGGAUGAGUACAUGGGCGGCGCUUCGGCGCCGCAUUCCUCAUGCCAUGCGCCGUCCGGCUUCUCCUCGCGGGGUCAGCAAUAUCAUCCCCUCGUUGUCGUCUCCCCUCGUCUCGUCCUUCCAGCGCACUCGCGCCCUUCACCGACCUUUCAGCUCGCGGGACUCGUUCCAGGCGCUGCGUAGAUGUCUCGCUGUCCGACAAGCGUGUAAAUGGCUGUGGCGCUAG